UCGAUAUGUUUGCGUGGUCUUAAUUUUUGUUGUGGAUUUGUGUUUUUUUUUGUUGAUAAAAUUUCGAUUUACAAUCAUUUCUAAAUAUGUAAUUUAUCCUCUGGUAAUUAAUUAGUUUUAAUCAAAUUAUCCGAUUUCAAUUUCGAAUAAGAUUCAUUCAUUCAUUUGUAAUUUACAAAAUACAAAAUACAAAAACUUAAUUUGAGCAAAUGGAUUCAGAACAUGAUCAUGGACAUCAUUUAAACAAUGAUGAUGGUCCACAUAUUUAUCAUGGAAUCGAUAUAACCAAAGUAAAUAUAAGUUCAUUACCGAAAAGUCAACAAGAACAUUUACUUAUGCAUGAAAAACAUCGUGGUCAUGAAUCGAUGCAUGCUAUUAUGUUACUCAUAUUGAUUAGUGCAAUGUUUAUUUCACAAAUAUUAUUAAUUUAUUGGCGUAAAAAACAUUUUAAAUCAUAUCAAAAUGUUUCCAUGUUUGGUAUGUGGAUCAUACCAUUAUUCUUAUCAGCCUAUCAACAUUAUUGGCGUUUUAUAAUUAUUUGGUUAUUUAUUUCAGCGAUGACAAUGUUAUUAAUAUAUCGACCAUUAUUCUAUAAGAAACUAGGUACUAAUGGUUCAUCCAUUCCACGACAAGUAUAUCGUUGGUUCUUUUAUUUAUAUUCAUUAUCAUCGGUGAUUGCUGUUACCGGUUAUUCAAUAAUAAUGUUAACAUUAUUAGGUGUCAAUAUUCUUUUGGGUAUAAAACCAAUGUAUACAUUAGAUAUUGGAAUAUUAUUAUUAUUCUAUGGCAUUUAUUAUGGUGUUUUAACAAGAGAUUUUACCGAUUUUCUUGUCGAUAAAUUAGCUGCAAAUAUUGGCUAUUAUUCACCAUCAUCAUCAUUGCCUAGUAAACAAUUAAAUUCAAAAACCUGUGCAAUAUGUGGCCGUCCUCAUGGUGGUAAUCAUCGUACAUCAAUGUCAAUUAAUAGUCAUCAUAUAAUGGAUGAUAGCGAUCGAUCAAGUUUAUUAGCCGAUGAUCAUUUAUCCGAUUUGAAUAAUAUUGAUUGUUUUAAUGGUGGUAAUCAUAAUAAUAACAACAAUAAUAUGACAAUGGAUCCAUCAUUACAAGAAAAAACCUAUACAUUAUCAUGUGGCCAUACAUAUCAUCAAUAUUGUAUAUUUGGUUGGUGUUUAGUUGGUAAAAAACAAUUAUGUCCAUUCUGUCGUGAGAAAGUUGAUCUCAACAAAUUAUUCUCAUCAUUGCCUUUUCAAAAACCACAUUAUCUUUAUGGUAAUCUAUUGGAUUUUAUACGUUAUUUGAUUGCAUGGCAACCAUUAAUAUUGUUUGCCGUACAAGGUGUUAAUUAUAUUUUUGGUCUUGAAUAAUAAUAUUCAAAAAUAAUAAUCUAUUAAAU
Dermatophagoides pteronyssinus (European house dust mite) is the source of this 1393-nucleotide messenger RNA. Its product is annotated as E3 ubiquitin ligase RNF121. Gene Ontology annotation, biological process: ERAD pathway. Gene Ontology annotation, molecular function: metal ion binding; ubiquitin protein ligase activity. The record is from RefSeq and is a predicted model, not a curated record. NCBI's taxonomy places the organism in Eukaryota, Metazoa, Arthropoda, Arachnida, Sarcoptiformes, Pyroglyphidae. Gene Ontology annotation, cellular component: endoplasmic reticulum membrane; Golgi membrane.